AUGGCGGUUCUGAAUUUCCGCCGACGCCCUCGAAAGAGCAAGUAUCCUCAAAGAUCAAAGUUCGAUUCCGCUCAAGAUGAGGAGAUACUUUGUCCCGUGAUUGAAAAAACAGUACCUUUCAAGAAAUCCAUUGUGAAUAAGGGUAAAAAGGAAGUUCUUUUGGCAAGAACUACUGGAAUCAGUUCCCAGAAUCACAAUAAUCUACUCAGAACCAGGAAAGGUUCCGCUGAUGAUCUUUCGGGAUUUCGCACAUUGACUGAAAAAACAGGGAAAAAUUGGGAGAAUAGAGGUAAAAGAACGGUUCAAUUGGCAAGAGAUACCAAAAUCAGUUUGCCCAUUCUUGAUGAUCAUCAGCUUCUUGACCAAGAACCAUUCUUGAACGAAAAAUCAGCGGCCACACAGGAAUCUACUGGGCAAAGCAAGAUGAAGAUUACUUUUAAGAAGAAACUAGUUGUAAUGAUCGAUAUUCCUGAUCGAGUGACGAAGCAGAAAACAGGCGAUAUUUGUUCUCUUCCGUCAGAACAGAACCAGCGGGAACAACUUCCACUGGAGUUGAAGAAGUACGUAAAGGAACUGGGGGCAACAGGGGACCCUGUUUUGGUGAUUGAAAAGAAAUUGUCUGCUUCAGACGUGAACACUGGGCUUCAAAGAUUGUCGAUUCCGGUAAAACAGGUUCUGAAUCACGGGUUCUUGACAGAAGAAGAGAGGAGGAAAUUCAACAUUGAUAACAAACAGCAAGAAAUUAACGCCCUCUUAAUUGAGCCAUCACUUGCUCAAUCAGGAAUCAAGUUCAAAAAGUGGUAUAUGGGGAACUCUGAAGUGUACGUGUUGGUGAGUGGCUGGAAUGAGGUUGUGAAGAGGAAUGGAUUGAAACCAGAAACACCAGUGCAGCUAUGGUCAUUCAAGAAGGAUUCACAAUUGUACUUUGUUUUGGUGCGGUUGUAG
Molecule: messenger RNA, 945 nt
Organism: Coffea eugenioides
Lineage: Eukaryota; Viridiplantae; Streptophyta; Magnoliopsida; Gentianales; Rubiaceae
Product: B3 domain-containing protein At2g31420-like
Exons: 1
Coding region: 1-945 (314 amino acids)
Molecular function (GO): DNA binding
Source: RefSeq, a predicted model, not a curated record